UAAUUUCUGGGUUCUAUAUUUAAACAGAAGAUGUCAGAUAACGAGGAUAUCGAUGAUCCACAGGAGGCAUUGUCUGCCAGGCAUAAAUUGGAGAAAAAAGAAUUGCAAGGGAAAAUUCAAUCCUUGAAAAAGGGAGUUCCGAAAGGAGAUAAGAAGAAAAACAAAGAGAUGAAAGCGCAAAUUGCAAUUCUUGAAAGUGAACUUUAUGAGAAACAUGAUAAAGAAAUUGCUGAAUUGACAGAAAAAUUGGAGCUAAUGAAUAGUGAGGAUAUGACCGAUACUUCAAAGGCUACUAAUGAAAAUGAUGAACCUGGCAGAUCAGAACCUUCUCAACAAAGAGUUAGUAAAGCGCAAAAGAAGAGAGAAAAAAAAGCUUUGAAAGUGAAAGAACAAGCUGAAAUUGCUGCACAAGCUGAAAAGGACUAUGUUAACACACAAAGAUAUGCAGAAGAGGAAAAAAUCAAGACCAUAUUAACAAAAAUGAGUCUAAAGGUGAAGCCCAUGAUACCUGAUGGUAAUUGUCUAUAUUAUGCAGUGGAAGAUCAGCUGAAGAUGAAUUUGAUGAUGUUACAUUCACCGAAAGAAUUAAGAACAUUGACAUCAACAUUUAUGCUUUCUCAUGAAGACGAUUUUUCCCCUUUUCUAACUAGUUCUGAUACAGGCGAUUGUUAUUCUCCUGAGGAAUUCAAACAGUAUUGCAAAGAUGUUGCAGAGACUACAGCUUGGGGUGGUCAAUUGGAACUGCGAGCUUUGUCCCAUAUCUUACAGACUUCAAUUCAUGUGAUACAAGCAGACAUGCCCACUGUAAAAAUUGGUGAGGAAUAUAAAGGAAAUCCACUAAUACUAACAUAUCAUAGACAUGAGCUGGGGCUGGGCGAGCACUAUAAUUCAGUUCAACCAUCAAAACCUGAUUCAAAUGGACUAUCAUAGCAUAUUGUUGUUAAUUUUUUGUGCAUGACGGUUUAUAGCCAGAUACAAAGUCUCACACAUGUCUAUUCAACGGACGAAUUGGAAUAUGUUUUAUAAUGCAGUUUUCUUCAAACUUUUUUAUCACGAUCCAAUUGGCAUGGCAAAAUUUCUUCACGACCCUCAGUAACUAUAAUAAAAAAAAUGUAAAAUUUAAUGAUACCGAAAAUAUUAAAAUAAAGUACCGGUAAUAAAAUUUAUAAUGCCUUUAAUGAGAUCGAUGUGCUUGCAUAUUCUCGCACAAAAAGUCGAAUCUUGCUUGGGUCUCAAUACUGGUUCCAAAUUUGAUCGAUAUUUCGUUUUAAUGUAAGUUGUCAGUACUUGAUAAUAAUGAAAAAUACCGCUACUUCCAUUGAGCCCUUCCGUAACCCAUCGGGGGUCGGGACCCUCAAUUUGAAGAGCCCUUAUAUAUUUCAUUAUAGAUCCUUAUCAUGAGUAGUGAAAUUUUAAAUGAGAUUGUGCGUAACAAGCAUUAUUGCUUUCUGAUUCAAUUUAAACUUCAGUCAGUAAUUGAGUUUACUGAUACUGAUGUGGAUCUAGUCUAUAAUUGCAGAGUACUUUUAUUUUGAAGUUAUAUAUUGCUGCUUUCAUCAGCAAUCAUGUUGCUUAAAUAGAUACUGAUAAGAUUGUAUACAUCCAGAUAGUAUGAUUCUAAAAUCCAAUUGUGAGAUUUAAUAUAAGUUAAUGGAGAUUUUGAAAUUUUUUUCAAUUCAUCCACAACAUUUGAAUUGAAUAAAGAAUUUUUAAACAUUAAUAAAGCUUUUGAUUCACUAAAUCAGUGUCGUAAUGGCAUAAUCAUGUUUUUUUUUGUUGUUUUUACUGAAUGGGCAUGAACAG
Styela clava is the source of this 1803-nucleotide messenger RNA. RefSeq names its product deubiquitinase OTUD6B-like. The record is from RefSeq and is a predicted model, not a curated record. NCBI's taxonomy places the organism in Eukaryota, Metazoa, Chordata, Ascidiacea, Stolidobranchia, Styelidae. Gene Ontology annotation, molecular function: cysteine-type deubiquitinase activity. Gene Ontology annotation, biological process: protein deubiquitination.